This is a messenger RNA of Eriocheir sinensis (Chinese mitten crab), 13005 nucleotides long. RefSeq names its product ubiquitin carboxyl-terminal hydrolase 1-like. Gene Ontology annotation, cellular component: nucleus; cytosol. Gene Ontology annotation, molecular function: cysteine-type endopeptidase activity; cysteine-type deubiquitinase activity. The transcript has 10 exons. NCBI's taxonomy places the organism in Eukaryota, Metazoa, Arthropoda, Malacostraca, Decapoda, Varunidae. Gene Ontology annotation, biological process: protein deubiquitination. The record is from RefSeq and is a predicted model, not a curated record. Bases 147 to 1916 code for a protein of 589 amino acids.
ACGGGGGGGGCUUGUAAAUAAGGAGGCAAGUGUGAGUAAAACACGGAGAGGAGCAAUACAGUCCCCGGGGCGAGACAAGACGACCUGUGGAGUGUGUUGGUGACAGUUGCCUCAAAAUCCUCAUGUUUUUAUUUAAUUUGUAAAUCAUGACGGCUCUGGAUAACUCGGGAGAGUAUUCAAUGCAAAGCCGAAGCUCCAGACUCUCGCUGCGACAGAACCGUAAGCGCACGCUGGCCUCGGACAUCUCGCCCGCCCCCGAGCCGCGGACCAGCCACCGCUUCCGAACACCGAGCCUCAGCGACGCGGACGACAGGAAUAAGACUCCACUAACGGUACGCAGCAUGAGUCUGAGUCGCAGCGUUGUGACAAGCAGCGGCCGAAGGACCAGCUUGGCCUCCUCCCAGUCUGGUGGCGGCAGCUCUGGUGUCCUGGGCAGUGCGGGGGACCUGGGGUACAGCGGGGGGCCGGUGUCGGGCGUGUGCCCCCUCGCCAACAUGGGUAACACCUGCUUCCUUAACUCGGUCCUGUAUGCGUUGAGGUUCCUUCCGGGGUUCACUCAUGACCUACACCACCUUCACAUGCAUCUACGGUCUACUGGUGAGCUGAAGGACGCCCACCUUGACCAGCGGAUACAUUUCCUGUCAGAGCUCCAUUCGCUGUUCAGGAGUCUCUGCCAGGAGGAAAGGACUGCCUCGGAGAAGAGAAUGUCUCCCUACGAGCCCUACCAAUUCCUGCAAGCCUUGAGAGUCGUCAACCCCAUGUUUGAAGGGAACCGACAGCAGGACGCCCAUGAGCUCCUUCACUGCCUCCUGGACCAGCUGUGCCACCUCCCGCAGGACCUCCUACAAGUCAGGCCCAACGGCACGGACCCUACAGGCUGCGGGGACGUCUUGGGGGCACAGCAGGAGCGGGACACCAACCCCCCCGAGCCCAAGAGGUUGCGAAGGAGGUCGGAGAGAAUACAGGCCAUUGAAGAGGACUCGAGCAAGGCGGUUGAUGUGGUCGGGUCAAAGUUCGUGGGUCGUAUGUGCCUGGAGACCUGCUGCCUGGAGUGUGAGCAGGUGACCGGUCGCGAGGAGAACUUCCUGGAGGUGUGCGUCCCCGUCAAGACCAAGGCCGACUUUGAUGUGGACCAAACCAUGGAGGAGUCUCGGAUCUUCAUGGCGGCCCUGAGCGAGGAGGAGUGCCUGCAGGACAACAACAAGUACUGGUGUGAUCACUGCUACCACCACAAUGAGGCGCAGCGCUCGGUCCACUUCACGCAGCUGCCGCACCACCUCGUCAUCCACGUCAAGAGGUUCAGCGCAUACCAGAGAAACAUGAACACCUCCAAGUGCACCGAUGCCAUGCCCGCCCCUCUCGUCCUGCCGUGUUUCUGCCGCUCGUGUUACCUGGAGAAGCGGAAAAACCCACAUGAUAAGGGGGGGGACACACCCAAGUGCUCUCCCGGCUCCUCCGCCAAAGGGAACUACCACAGCCCCUACCACCUCACUGCCGUUGUGUGUCACGUGGGACCGACCUUGUCCUCAGGCCACUAUUUGUCAUUUGUCCGUCUGAGCGCCCUCCAGUCCUCCAAGUGCCCUGAGCAACAGCAGCAACAGCAACAGCAGCAGCAGCAGCAGGCAACACAGCAGCAGCAGCCACCCCCCUCCCAGCAGGCCCACCACACCCUGCCAGCCGCCAACACCCGCGUGAACUGCUCGUGGAUGCGGUGUUGUGGUCUGCAGCUGGACCACAUCCGUCCGCUGUCCUUUCUGAAUGGGCAUAAUGAUGACGAGAGUGGGAGGCGAGGGCAGGACAAGCUGUGGCUGGAGUGCGACGACGACAAGAUCAAGUUGGUCACAUCCCAGGAGGUGUGCCACAUGAUGCGCACCACUAACAUCACCCCUUACCUCCUCUUCUACACUCACUGCUGAUCUCAACACCUCACCACCACCACUACCACUACCACCACUACACUGCCACACUCACAUCCAGCUCCUGAGACGAUGAAUGUGCAUACGUCUUUUUUAUUAGUCUCUUUAGAUUUGGAUACAGUGAUGUGUUUUCAUAAGUGAGACUGAGUGUGGGUGUUCUCCUCCUUGCCGCGUGGAAACGAGUACGUGAGUUGCGGGAAUAUGCUUUCGUUUUUUGGGGGGGUUGUGUAGUUUGAUGCUGAUGGUUUGCUUCGAGAUGGGAGGCGAGGGGGCGGGGAACCAUUACAAAGCACCCGGUGAAGGUUAUGAAUGCUAGUAUCUCCUUAUUUACCCUCUCUUCCUCCUCCGUCUCCUCCUCUCCUUAUCUCUGGUUCUCUUGAAGGAAGGCAAAUUCUCGUUCAUCUUGAUUUCAUCCAUCCUAAAGUUGCUCUGAGCGUGGUGGCAAGUCUGGCCAUCACAGGAAUAGGAAAACAAAUAUUUUGGUUGGUUGUUUGUUGGCGUUCAAGGAAGCUUUUUGUGUGACUCCGAGGAAGACUUGAGGCCUGAAAAAAGAGGAAAACAGUAUGGUAGUAGAAGUUGAAAGACCUGAACAAUACAAAAAACAAGACAAAAGUACAAGAAGUCAUUGGUGUGAAAGAAAGCCUGGAAGAACACAGUAAUAAAGGAAUGUAAAGAGUGACUGUGCUGUAAUACUAAAAGACUUGAGGCCAGGAAAUAAAAGCAGGAAUAUAGUAUCGUAGAAGUUGAAAGACAUGAACCAGAGAGAAAAAUAGCAGGAAACGAUGUAUGUGAGAGGUUUUUGAGGCUUGAAAGAACACAGUAAGAGAAGAACGUAAAGAGUGAACCUAUCUUAUGAUGUCGAUAUGAGUUGAAAAUCGUAAACAAUAGAAAAAACAGGAAAGCACGAUUACGGAAAACUGUUGGUGUGAGAGAGUUUUGAGGCUUGAAAGAACAAAGAAAGAGGUGAAUGUAGAGAAUGAACCUAUUUUAUAACUUUGAUGUGAGUUGGAAGUCGUAAAUAACAGAAAAAACAGGAAAGCAUGACUACAAAAAACUAUUGGUGUGAGAAGUCUUUGAGGCUUGAGAGAACAAAGUAAGAGAGGAACGUAAAAAGUGAACCUGUUUAAUAAUGUUGAUGUGAGUUGAGAAUCGUAAAGAAUAGAAAAAAACAGGAAAGCACGACUACAAAAAACUAUUGGUGUGAGAAGUCUUUGAGGCUUGAGAGAACAAAGUAAGAGAGGAACGUAAAGAGUGAACCUGUUUAAUAAUGUUGAUGUGAGUUGAGAAUCGUAAAUAAUAGAAAAAACAGCAAAGCACGACUACAAAAAACUAUUGGUGUGAGAAGUCUUUGAGGCUUGAAAGAACAAAGUAAGAGAGGAACGUUAAGAGUGAACCUGUUUAAUAAUGUCGAUGUGAGUUGAGAAUCGUAAAUAAUAGAAAAAACAGCAAAGCAUGACUACAAAAAACUUGAUGUGAAAGUUUUUUGAGGCUUGAAAGAACACGGUAAGACAAGAAUGUAAAGAGUGAAUUUAUUUUACAACUUUGAUGUGAGUUGGAAGUCCUGAAUGAUUGAAAAAACAGCAAAACACGAGUACAAGAAAUCAUUAGUGUGAGAAGUUUUUGGCCUGAGAGAAUAUAGAAGAACAUAAGGAGUGAAAUCGUGCCGUAAUGUUGCUAUGUGUUGAAAGACCUGAAGGAUAUAAAAAGUAGCAAAACAUUAUGAUAGUACGAGACGCCAUUUAUUUGAGCGACUUCAGGCCAAAGGGAAAAACGUGUGUGACUUUUUGCCGUAACGUUGCUGCGAGUGAGCCGUGUCAGGACGAUGGAUACAUGAGGAAGAAUCAAAAGGCCUGACAAAAGUACAUACCGAUGCGACUGAAAGCUCUUGCCGUUGCGUGCUGUCGGUGUGAGAGGAUGAUAGUGCCUGGAGUUCCUUUUGUACCCACUGCCAAAAGGUUAGACAAAACACUUCCACCGUCACUAGCUACCUCAUGCAUCAGGUCAACAACGUAGGGAAAAAAUGAUGGCUCUUUUUCUUCCUCGCUCGACAAGUGGAGACUCUCGCAAGUGAAGUUAGCUACUGGUGCCUGACUAUGCUUUUCCGAGGGUGUAAAGUUUGGAAAGGGGAAGAGAAUAGCUCGGAAAUGUUUGUAAAUGAAGGGAGAAAAGAAUUAUUGUAACGGGAAUGGAUAGGAAAUAGCUCGGAAAUGUUUGUAUCUGAAGAUGAAAAAAAGCUUUACUGUAUCCUUCGUUUUGAUGGAUGUAAAGUUAAAAAUGGAAAGGAAACAGUUCGGAAAUGUUUGUGAAUGAAGAUGAAAAAAAAGCAUUACUGGUAUCCUUGAUUUUGAUGGAUAUAAAGUUCGGAAACAGAAAGGAAACAGUUUGAAAGUGCUUGUAAAUGAAGAUAAAAAAAAAAACAUUACUGUAACCUUGAUUUCAGUGGAUGUAAACUUUGAAAAUUGCAAGAAAAUAAUUUGAAAAAGUUUGUAAGUGAAAAGGAAACAAAAAGGCAUUAACAUAUCCUUGAAUUUGAUGGGUAGAAAAUUAGAAAAUGGAACUAAAUGGGUUACGAUUACAAUUUCUUAAAAGAAAGACGAAAGAGUUUAUGAAUGUGUUAAAUUUGAUACAUAUAACAAAAAAAGCCUAUUGAAUCUAACUUACAUAUUCAGUGGGUGAUGAUAUGUAUUAAAAGGAGGAAGAGGAUAGAGUUUAUGAAUACUAACUAACAAAUAGGGAUCAUACAACUGGGGGGCAGGUCGCUUCACUCACUCACCACCCCCACUCCCACGGUUCCCCUGAGCAAACUCCCCUACAGCCGCCCUAUCCACCCCAAGGCCCUCCCAGCAGUAUCAGUCGACUUGCCCUUGCCAUGAGUUACCUACGUGGGCGUCACCUUGGUCUCCCCCACUCAGGGUUGUCUCGUACAGAAACAACACCAUGAGCAGGUUCACCGUCUGGGAGGCCUAAUGUGAAAAAAGACACACCACUCUUAAGUAUACCAGAUUAAGCUCCUUUACUCCCUUCACUGCCAUUGCCCAUAUAGCCGGAGCUGGCAUUCAUCAGGGUUACCAAGUUAUCGUAUUCAGACACUCAGCACAUCGUAUUUUCCAGUUUCUGAGUCACAGCUAUCGCAAAAAACGCCAAUAAGUAAUGCUUUUAACCCGGUAGCAACGAUGGGACAAAUUUGUGGCUUUACCGUGUAGCAGUGACGGGCCAAAUUUGUGGCUUUACCGUGUAGCAGUGACGGGCCAAAUAUGUGGCUUUACCGUGUAGCAGUGAUGGGACAAAUUUGUGGCUUUACCGUGUAGGAGUGACGGGCCAAAUUUGUGGCUUUACCGUGUAGGAGUGACGGGCCAAAUUUGUGGCUUUACCAUGUAGCAGUGACGGGCCAAAUUUGUGGCUUUACCGUGUAGCAGUGACAGGCCAAAUUUGUGCCAUGAUAUAAACCCCCAAAAAUAGAUGAUACAUAAUCUGAUCACAAAUGUUUUGAUAUAUAUUAUGAAAAGGUUUGUGUGAGGGGUGAUUUUUUCUCAUUUUUCUCGCUUAGAGGGACCAUUAAGAAACAUGAUCCCCGCUGCUACCGGGUUAAUGAGAACUUUAACUGGUAUUUCGUUAUCUGUGUGGGUAAGAAAGUUUUGGGCCCUGGAACUGAUAAAUGCAAUGUUUUGAGUACGGUAAUUUGGCAACUCUGGCAUUCGUGGACUCUCCUCCUCUCCUUAUCUCUGGUUCUCUUGAAGGAAAGCAAAGUCUCGUUCAUCUUGAUUUCAUCCAUCCUAAAUUUGCUCUAAGCGUGGUGGUAACAGGCCUCAAUUCGGUUUCAUCACGUAAUCGCUGGUUCGACGUGAAGUCAUUCCAGUGAUGCCCCAUGAUCCUGUGAAAGCGCUUGGUACCAAAGGCUUCGACAUUCUUCUACAAGUCAUUAUUCAGUGUCCAUGUCUCACAGCCAUACAGUAAGACAGGGAAUUUAUGAACAGGUAAAAUUUGAUGAAAAACGAUUUAUUAGAACCAAAAAAUCCGAUUGGAACUUACCGCAUGUGUCUUGAGAUGAAUAGUGAAGAUAGUUAUUCAAUAGGAGGAGGAGGAGGAGGAGGAGGAGGAUAGAAUUUACGAACAUGUUAAAUUUGAUGAAAAAAUGAUUUAUAAGAACCAAAAAUAUCCAAUUGGAACUUACCGUAUGUGUCUUGAGAUGGAUAAUGAAGGAAGUUAUUUAAAAGGAAGAGAAGGAUGAGGAUAGAAUUUACGAACAUGUUGAAUUUGAUGAAAGGAACGAUUGAUUUAUAACAGGGAAAGCUUGUGGGGUAUACAUGUCUUUCAGUGGAUAAUGAAGGCAUAGUUCUCUCAAAAGAGGAAGAUGGUAGUGAUACUGAACUGUCAUGUUGGAUUGUAUGGAAAGAAUGUCUAAUUUCUGAGGACGAGGAAAGCGCAUGGGAAGUACGGUAGCUAACUGGCACUAAACGCUGGAUGGGAGACCAAGGCAGUUUUAGAAAGGUGGAGAAUAGCAGUGAAGAGAAUGAAAUGUGUGUUGUAAAUAUAAAAAGAAGGCCAUUGAAGGAUAAAGAAAAAGAGAUAUAAAUAUGAAAAGAAAAUUAAACAAAAAAGAAAGAGAAGAUGUGAUAAAUAAAAGAAGAACGAUUUAUUAAUUUCUCACAACAAGGAAUGCCCCGAGGAUGAGAGAACCUUUGAUAUUAUAUACGUCGUUAUCAGGUGAAGUGAUGAGAGGAAGAGGAGGAAAAACUGUGCAUUAGUAUUUGUGUGAUUUAUUUGCUAUUUUGUGAACUGCUGGAAAGAGGAAAGAGGAGAAAAAAACUGCAUUCACGACCUUAUUUAUCUGCUAUUUUGUGAACUGCUGGAAAGAGGAAAGAGGAGGAAAAAACUGCAUUCACGACCUUAUUUAUCUGCUAUUUUGUGAACUGCUGGAAAGAGGAAAGAGGAGGAAAAAACUGCAUUCACGACCUUAUUUAUCUGCUAUUUUGUGAACUGCUGGAAAGAGGAAAGAGGAGAAAAAAAACUGCAUUCAUGACCUUAUUUAUCUGCUAUUUUGUGAACUGCUGGAAAGAGGAAAGAGGAGAAAAAAAACUGCAUUCAUGACCUUUUUUAUCUGCUAUUUUGUGAACUGCUGGAAAGAGGAAAGAGGAGGAAAAAACUGCAUUCACGACCUUAUUUAUCUGCUAUUUUGUGAACUGCCGGAAAUGAGGAGGAAAAAAAUGGCAGCUAAUGUACUGAAACUCAGCGCUACCCUUCCGCCGGACCGAGAACAAGAACGAGAACAAAACCGACUGCGUACGACCUGGUUCCUCGGCACACACAGCUCAGCGACCAAGGUGUUUUCUACUCUCAGCUGGUACGACAAGCCUGACAGUGUAAUAACAGUAAUAACAGGACCGAGACGUGACCUUCUUUGCCGGAAGCUUUAUCGUUACGUGGGACUGGUUCAUAGUGGGUAGGGAGACCAAUAGUAGGUGAUAUAUUUUUGUAUAAAAGAACACAAGGUAGUUUUUAGUAGUCUUAAGUAUUAACUGUGAUGAUUCAGUAGGGGAAUUUGUGCAGCAAUGUCGUUCUUUUCUCUGUUAUGUCACUCGUUUCGUAUUUCACCGGAGCGUUUUUUUUUUUUUUUUUUUUUUCUCGCUUUCUCGUAUAUUUAUUUGGUAUACUUUUUUUUUUUCCGGGCUCUCCAUUUGUCCGUGAUCCAUAUUUUGUGUCCGCUCCUGCAUCCACAACCGAAUAUUAUUACAUAUACUCAACCCCCCAGACUGAUUAAUUGCUCUUUCAACUAUUCAAAUUACUCUAACUCAAUUCAUCACUUCAUUUAUUUAUCCUCCAACUAAAUUUUCAUCGCUUCUCCUCCUGUCCCAUAUAUUAUGUCUCGCCAAUAUGAAAAUCCAUCGCUUUACUUUAUCUCAAACUAAUUUUCCUCUUCUCUUCCUUCCCAUACGUUCAAAGUCUCACCAAUAUGAAAAUCUCGGACUAUAAUUAUCAUCGCCUCUGUCUCAUAUGUCCAAAUUUUCGCCGACACAAAAAUCCAUUGCUUUAUUUUUCUCAAACUAAUUUUCGUUGCGUCUGUUCCUUUCCAUACGUUCAAAGUCUCACCUAUAUGAAAAUCUCUGACUAAUUUUCAUCCCUGUCAGUCCCAUACAAUCAAAUUUUCACCGAUACAAAAAUCCAUUGCUUUCUUUUUCUCAAACUAAUUUUCAUCGCUUCUCCUCCUUUCCCAUACGUUCAAAGUCUCACCAAUAUGAAAAUCUCUGACUAAUUUUCAUCCCUGUCAGUCCCAUACGUUCAAAUUUUCACCGAUACAAAAAUCCAUUGCUUUCUUUUUCUCAAACUAAUUUUCAUCGCUUCUCCUCCUUUCCCAAACGUUCAAAGUCUCACCAAUAUGAAAAUCACCAACUAAUUUUCAUCCUUGUCAGUCCCAUACGUUCAAAUUUUCACUGAUACAAAAAUCCACAGCAUUAUUUUCUCUCAAACCAAUUUUAAUUCCCUCUCUGCCUGUCCCAUUCAUUAAAAUUUUCACCGAUACGAAAUUGUACGUCAAGACAGACACAGGGCAUGGACAAAUGGGCACCCGGCCUUAUCCUGUCGAGGCAGAGGGCAGGCACUCAGCCACCCCACCCCAGGGCAGAGUGGGGGUACCUCUUAACACUUUCCCAUUUUCUCUUCAUUUACGUCAAGUCGAGGUCUUAUUUUAGGGGGAACUCAGUUGGUAGUGGACGCUGAUACGAGAUUUCAUUGUCGAAAGUAAAUAAUUGUGAAUUGACGAAGAUAUUAUUAGUGUCAUUAUUAUCAUCACUUUUAUUAUUUUUUGUGUGACAAUUAUUCGUAGUCAGACGUAAGUUUAUUUUCGACUGAAGUGUAAACAUGACAUUAUUACAAUGGUUUAUCUAGGCAGGCAGUUCUGAUUUUGAUAUUUCUGUUCGUAGGUAUUCAGCAGUGACGCUCAUGUGUGUGUGUGUGUGUGCGUGUGUGUGUGUGUGUGCGCUCUUACCCAAUCGUAUUUUUACAACAUUGCGUAAAAAUUGUCGUGUUCUGUAUUUUUAAAGCAGAUUUAUCGUACUCAAUUUAAAACCGUGUGUGUGUGUGUGUGUGUGUGUGUGUGUGUGUGUGUGAUGAACAAACUGUCAGACUCACCGAUCGUCAAUACAGUAAGUGCUGUCGCCGCCGUCGCCACAAUCUCAGGUUAUGAGCUUCUACAAUCCUGUCGUCAGAUGGUUCCCGGACUCAAUUUUUCGAACAAUUGAUUAAUACUGUUGUGAACGUUAUUUGUGUGCAUUAUUAUCAUUAUUAUUAUUAUUAUUAUUAUUAUUAUUAUUAUUAUUAUUAUUAUUAUUAUUAUUAUUAUAUGCUUGUUUAAGAGUUGAUUUUCACAAGGUUAUGGUAAUUUGAGUGAAGAUAAUAGUAGUAGUAGUAGUAGUAGUAGUAGUAGUAGUAGUAGUAGUAGUAGUAGUAGUAGUAGUAGUAGUAGUAGUAGUAGUAGUAGUAGUAGUAGUAGUAGUUGUAGUAGUAGUAGUAGUAGUAGAAGUAGUAGUAGUAGUAGCAGUAGAAGUAACAGUAGUAGUAGUAGUAGCAGUAACAGUAGUAGUAGUAGUAGUAGUAGUAGUAGUAGUGGUAGUAGUAGUAGUAGUUUUAGUAGUAGCAGAAGAAAAAUAGCAUCCUGGUUUAUUCUGUAUGCUUGGCCUUAAGAUAUUAUUAAAAGAAAAUUCAACUUUUACAGAAGUAUACACAUUAUCAUUAUUAUUAUUAUUAUUAUUAUUAUUAUUAUUAUUAUUAUUAUUAUUAUUAUUAUCAUUAUUAUUAUUAUUAUUAUUAUUAUUUUCAUUAUUAUCAUUACUGUUAUUGUUAUUAUUAUUGUAUGUCACAUUAUUAGUGUUCAAACUAUCAACUACAGUGUAUUUACGGAACCCUCAAUGUGUGCUCAAUAUUAAUUACUACACUCAAACACACUCACUCACACUCAGAGAACAAUGAAGUGGUAUGGGUUCGGAUUCCACCAAUACCACUCUGAUGACUAUGCCGAAAGAAUAUCAUCACCCUCAUAAACAAACUGCCUACGUCAUUAUUUGGCAACUUCCAGAUAUGUGGGUAAACCUUUUUUUUUUUUACGUCUACGCCUGGAUGGUGUUCGGCCCCAGCCUGUCAUGGCGCAGGCAAGUGUUUAUAGUGGCGCCAUCUUCUUAUGUGAUGCACCUUUAGUAGAGUUGCCUUCUGUCAUUCUAGGGUGAAAGGUAAAGGUCAUGUUGGGAGCAUAUGCUAUAGCUGUGUAUCGUAUUGGCCCUUUGAGCAAUUUACCUUCCCCAGGUUUACCCAGGUCAGCGUUGCCAGAUUGUUGUACUCGGUCGCUCAUAUUUCCCGACUUCCUACCACAAAACGGUCUUCUGGGUUCCAAUAACGAACCACAUUUAUAGUUAGCGUUAAGAGAGUUAGAUCCUGAUGUUUCUUGGCAAUAGUUAGGCGUCAGAAACUGGUAAAUACUAUGCUCUGAGUACGACAAUCUGGCAUCAGUGACCCAGGUACCCAUUUAUCGACCAUCCCAAAAUGAAGGAUGAACGGCUGGGUGAGUUGUGCCCACCCAGGAUUUGAACCCAGGCCCACGGAUUCAUAGUCAGGAACGCUAACCACUGCACCGCAUAUUGUAGGAUGUGAGUGUUCUAAACUUAGCCUCGGUUAUUUACGAUAUUUUGAACAUUUCGUGCCAAUUCAGGUUCAGGUUCAGGUUCAGGUGGUGGUCGGGAAGCAUAGCCUUUGCAACGGCGCUUCCCUUUCUUGUUUCUCUUCUCAAUCGGUCAAGUUCCUCCGUUGGUGUUCCCUUUUCAUCCACAUCUCAUACACUGUUUUCUUUGCUUCUUCUAUCCGUUCUUCUCUAAGCAGUAGAUCGCCAAUGAUGUUGAUUUCUUGUUCUCUAUAAGGUCUAUAUGAGGUUCCUUCCCAUGCGCUCCUCAGAAAUCAGUUGUUCUCUCCACAUAACGCAGCAUGGCAGUUCAAUAUCGUUACCAUCUUCCUCCUUUGAGAGAACUAUACCUUCAGUGUCCAUCUAAACUUCUAAAGACAUCUAAGUUCCCAUAGGCUUUCCUUGUAAAUCAAUUGUUCUUUUCAUCAAAUAUAUUCAUAAAUUCUAUCCUUCUCCUUUUAGAUAACUCCCUCCAUGAUUCAUCUGAAGACACAUAUAGUAGUUCCAAUAGGCUGUUUUUUGUUGUUAUAAAUCAAUUGUUCUUCUCGUCAAAUUUGACAUGUUCAUAAACUCUCAUUAUCAUUUCUUCUUUCACCAAUUUUCCAACAAUUUUUUUCUUUCCGUUUUUUUUAACUUUCCAUCCACUAGAAUCAAGGUUACAUUAAUCCUUUUUUCCCUUCAUAUACAACUUUUUUCCAACGAUUUCCUUUCCAUUUACGAACUUUUACAUCCGUCGGAAAAGGUUAGUCAGGCACCACCUGCUAACCGCCUAACACACAGCUGACUUAGAAAAUGAGAGUCUUUUCUAUUUCCCACAAGUAUGAAAAAAUUGACCCAGGCAGCUUGUUGAUGAGAAAAUUUUAUUGAUUUCCCACAAGUAUGAAAAAAUUGACCCAGGCAGCUUAUUGAUGAGAAAGUUUUAUUGAUUUCCCACAAGUAUGAAAAAUGACCCAGGCAGUUUGUUGACGAAGGUGACGUUAUGUUGAUCUGAAUUCCAUCAGUUAGACAAUCCAAUACCCCAUGGAAGGAAGUAACUACAAUUCCCCCAAAGUAGGUCUGAUUUCUUGAAGACAGGAAACUCCAACCCCCCAAAAUAAGUUAUCCACGUAAUUCUCUCUUUUUUAUAUAUAUUAAUUGUGUUGGUCCAUUAAGCCUGAGUUUCAUUAUUACAAGAAUCUCUACUGAGUUUUUCUACUACUACUACUACUACUACUGCUGCCACUACUACUAUUACUACUACUACAACUACAAUAAUUUCUGCUACAUUUUUUCUCCUCACUUAAAAGUCUAUAAGUAAACAUGUUCUUAUUUAUUUACUUGUAUUUGCCUGAAACGAAAAUGUCUUCAAGCAUUUGUAUAAGUAUUUUGUUUGUUUGUUUACUUCUCCUAACAAGUAAAAGGAGCGACACUCUCUACGCAUCGUCCUAGCAAACGUGUUCUAAUUUAUUUAACUUGUAUUCGCCUGAGAGGAAAGCGUCGUAGAGCAUCGAUUGCCAGAAGAAACGUUUUAUUUAUUCGCUUCUAUUCGCCUUAAAGGAAUAAAAAAGUGUCCUUAUUUAUUUGCAUUCGCUUAAAAAGAAAAUGGCUCCAAGCAUUCAUAGACGAAACGAGUUCUAAUUUAUUGACUCCAUUCGCCUAAAAGGAAAAAAACUCCGAGCAUUCAUAGACGAAAUGAGUUCUUAUUUAUUAACUCCAUUCGCCUAAAAGAAAAAAAAUCCAAGCAUUCAAACUCCAUUCACCCAAAAGGAAAAAACUCCAAGCAUUCAUAGACGAAACGUAUUUUAAUUUAUUGACUCGAUUCGCCUAAAAGGAAAAAAACUACAAGCAUUCAAACUCCAUUCGCCCAAAAGGAAAAAACUCCAAGCAUUCAUAGACGAAACGUAUUUUAAUUUAUUGACUCCAUUCGCCUGAAAAGGAAAAAAAUGACUCCAAGCAUUCAUAGACGAAAUGUUCUACUUUAUCGACUCCAUUCGCCUAAAAGGAAAAAAUUACUCCAAGCAUUCAUAGACGAAACGCAUUCUAAUUUAACUCCAUUAGCUUAAAAGGGAAAGCCCUCAAGCAUUCAUAGUGGAAAUAUAUUGUAAUUUACUCACUUUUUACAUUCAUUCCAAGCCUUUCCCCCCUCCCCCAUGCCCCUCCCCCCCGACACACAGGGAUAGGAAGAAUGAAUGCAGGAUAUUUUCUAAGUCUCUCAGAGGAUGUACAUUUACGACCAUAACUGUAAUUUCGUUUUCCGCCGCGACUACUGAGACUUUGUAAGGGUAUAGAGGUAUUAUCCAUGUCUUAUUCUUAUUCUUAUUAUUAUCAUUAUUAUUUUUAGGGUUUUGUAUAUGUGGUUCCGAGGAGGACUUCACUUUUCACAAGACAACACAAAUUGGUCACACGUUUAUAAGUUGGCUGAGAAAAUGAAUGUUCAGUGUAACCAUG